Messenger RNA from Mytilinidion resinicola, 636 nucleotides. Its product is annotated as Cupredoxin. Bases 1 to 636 code for a protein of 211 amino acids. The record is from RefSeq and is a predicted model, not a curated record. The transcript is spliced from 2 exons. Lineage: Eukaryota; Fungi; Ascomycota; Dothideomycetes; Mytilinidiales; Mytilinidiaceae.
AUGCAUUUCUCAACCCUCCUCACCACCGCCGUCCUGGCCUCGACCUCCCUCGCCGCCGACUUCGCCGUCAAAGUCUCUAACAAGAACGGCGACCUCGCCUUCACGCCCAACAACACCAAAGCCGCCCAGGGCGACACCGUCACCUUCCACUUCUACCCGGAGGCGCACUCGGUCGCCCAGGGCACCUUCGCCAAGCCCUGCGCGCCCAAGGCCGGCGGCUUCUGGUCCGGCUUCGUGCCCGUCGCCAGCGGCGUCAGCCCCACGACCUUCGUCGUCACCGUCAACGACACCAAGCCCAUCUGGUUCUACUGCUCCAAGGCGAGCCAUUGCCAGAGCGGCAUGGCGGGCGCGAUUAACGGGCCUGAUACCGGCAACACGACCGCGGCGUAUAUCGCCGCGUCCGAGAAGGCGUCCGAGAACGUCAGCCCGCAGAACGUCGAGACGGGCUUCGGCGGCAUGCUGACGAAUAGCUCCUCUGUGUCUCCGUCUGCGUCGUCGGGCUCGCCGACGCAGUCCGCGUCGGGCUCGGCGACGGGUACGGGGGCGGCGGCGUCGACGAGCACUGGUGCUGCGCCUGUGAUGGAGCUGUCGAAGGGCCUCGGAUUGGCGGCGCUAUUGGGCUUUUUGGUCGUGUAA